Molecule: messenger RNA, 820 nt
Organism: Oryza sativa Japonica Group (Japanese rice)
Lineage: Eukaryota; Viridiplantae; Streptophyta; Magnoliopsida; Poales; Poaceae
Cellular component (GO): endoplasmic reticulum
Source: RefSeq, a predicted model, not a curated record
ACACGUCCAGAUGAAGGGGCCCACCCACCCAAAGUUGACCGCGAUGUUACGAUGGGCCUCCUCUCGACGGCGGCGGACGCGGCGGUGGUGCUCUUCUCCCUCGCCGUCGCCGCCGCGGCGCCCCUGAUCGACGCGCAGGCCGUCCUCCCGCGCCGCCUCUUCCCGGCGCCCCUCGUUGGGCUCCACCGGUGGUACGCCACGGAGUUCGGCGACUACCUGGCGGCCGAGCCGCCGGGCUUCUUCCGCGGCCUCGUCUGGCUGGAGCUCCUCCUCCACUGGCCGCUCUCCGUCGCCACCCUCUACGGGGUGCUCGCCCGCCGCCCGUGGGCCGGCGCCACCGCCCUCGCCGCCGGGGUCUCCGUCGUCACCGCCAUGUCUGCAGUACUCGGUGAGUUUUUGGUCUCAGGGCGAGCAACACAUAAGCUGCUUCAGAUGUAUGUCCCUUUUGCUGUUCUUGCAGUCAUUGCAGCUCUGCGCGGACUGGUCGUGUGGUCUUCGCAGGGUACUGGUUUAGCACCUGCACCUUCUUCUCAGAAGAAGAGGCCCUAAGGAUUAAUUUUAUUUCUUGAUCUUGCGGUAAAUUUGUUUUUUGGUUAUAGUCAAUCAUGUAUUUCUUGCUCGCGUGUAUUAUUUACAGCAACGUAAAGAUCCUCGUGAAUGUUUUUGAACAAUCAGUGUCGUCUCCAAAAAGGCAAUGUUCCUACUUAUCUUAGUUCUUUGAGAAUUUACACCUUUUCAGCAAGCGGAUCCAGCAUACCUGUUAGGUUGAGAACAUUUCUGUGAUUAUAGGCUUAUAUAUAAGACUCUUCCUUUUAUUUUA